Molecule: messenger RNA, 1688 nt
Organism: Eutrema salsugineum
Lineage: Eukaryota; Viridiplantae; Streptophyta; Magnoliopsida; Brassicales; Brassicaceae
Exons: 6
Coding region: 236-1504 (422 amino acids)
Source: RefSeq, a predicted model, not a curated record
AAAAUCGGGUGCUUCUCGCCCACCGUAUCAUCGAUUUCUUUCUUCGCCGGCGAAAUUACGCUCUUCCUAACCGGCGAUCUUGUUUCCGGCGAUCAACUCAGGAUUGAUUUUUGUGAAACUCGUUUCUGGGGAAGAUAGAACUCGCACUUGCUCUUGGUCGACGCAAUUAAAGAGGGAAGCUUGAGAGAUUGAAUCAACGUUUCGCUCAAAUCCGAAAGCAGAAAAGGGCAAAACAAUGUCUUAUGAAAGCAAAGGUUUCUGGGUUCUGAAGAACAAUGAGCAUACAAGCGAGGAAGACUCAGUUUAUGAUCACUCAACAAGAGACGAUGCAAAGCGUCCUCAUCCUUGGUUUGUGGACUCUUCCCGCUCAGAGAUGUUCCCAAACAAGAAGCAAGCAGUGCAAGAUCCAGUAGGGUUAGGGAAAUCGAAUGUAGGUCUUCCUUUGUGGGAAAGCUCAUCGGUUUUUCAAUCCGUCUCGAACCAGUUCAUGGAUAGGCUUCUAGGGACAGAAAUGCCAAGACCCCUUUUGUUUGGUGAUAGAGACAGAACAGAAGUUGGUAGUCAUCACCAACCUAAGAGCAUAGGAGGGAGUUACUUGGAAGACAGAUCUGUUGAACUGUCGAUAUCUAAUGGCGUUGAGGUUGCUGGAAGUUGUUUUGGUGGUGGUGAUGGAAUUAGAAAACUUCAAGUUAGUAGGGUUAAGGAAACAAUGAGUACACAUGGUGGUUUAGACGGUCAUAGUCAUAGGAAAAUCGAUUCAUCUUCGAUCCAAGCUUGUGGUAGGGAUAAUGAGGGGACUAGUUUUGUGAAUUUUGCACUGGUGGGUCAUCCUUAUGGCAAUGAAGAUUCUCAUGGAAUCACGUUUGGUGAAAUUAACGACGAACAUGGUGUUGGCUCUACUUCCAAUGUUGUUGGAAACUAUCAGUCUUAUGUCCAAGACCCUAUUGGAACAUCUGAUAUGGUUUAUGGCCAAGAAACCGCACAGGCCAGCAGCGGAGCUUUAGGUGAACAACUAGCGGCUAAACCGAGCUUGGAAUCUCUUCCAAAGAACAAAGGAGAGACCAAGACUUCAAAGAAGGAAGCUUCCACAAGCUUUCCUUCAAACGUCAGAAGCUUGAUAUCAACUGGUAUGCUCGAUGGCGUUCCUGUGAAAUAUGUUUCUCUCUCGCGUGAGGAGCUUCGAGGAGUCAUCAAAGGAUCGGGAUAUCUCUGUGGAUGUCAAGCUUGCGAUUUCACAAAGGUGCUUAACGCGUAUGCAUUUGAGAGACACGCCGGAUGUAAAACGAAGCAUCCAAACAAUCAUAUUUACUUUGAAAACGGGAAGACGAUUUAUCAGAUAGUUCAGGAACUUAGGAACACUCCAGAAACUAUGUUGUUUGAUGUGAUUCAGACUGUGUUUGGUUCUCCUAUCAACCAGAAAGCAUUUCGCAUUUGGAAAGAAUCAUUUCAAGCAGCGACUCGGGAACUUCAGCGUAUCUAUGGCAAAGAAGAGCGUUCCUUUUGAAUGUAUAAUAUUAUAUUCUGUUGAAAAUUGUAAGAUUGCAACAUUUUGCUGGAUCUUAGUGUAAAAACUUAUCUUUUUUUUUUGCUUAACUGUGUAUAUAGAGAACCUUUAGUAAUUGUGCUAAACAGGAAAAGAUGAAAGAAGUGAUGAUGUAACAGAGAAAGCCAACGAUAAGAAUAGAAUU